Equus quagga is the source of this 1051-nucleotide messenger RNA. Its product is annotated as formin-like protein 5. NCBI's taxonomy places the organism in Eukaryota, Metazoa, Chordata, Mammalia, Perissodactyla, Equidae. The record is from RefSeq and is a predicted model, not a curated record. The transcript is spliced from 2 exons. The coding region runs from base 75 to 302 and encodes 75 amino acids.
AGGGGGCGAUUGAGUGGUCCCCGGGGCCCGCAGCACCCGGGUUCUCGCCCAGGCGCCCCACAGUCGGGGCGCAGAUGGGGUCCCCGCGGCGACGCACGCCCGGGCCCCCGUCCCUCCCCGCGUCGGACCAGACCCUGCGGGAGCCCGGCCCCCACGCUCGCCGACUAACUUCUACUGGAACCGCAGAGCCCUCGCAAACGUGCCCGCCUCCAGGACGCCGACCAAGACCGCCUCCCCCAGUUUGCCCGGCGCUGGCCCGGCCCGGAAGCGGGGACGUGUUGGAGGCCUCCAAGCAGCCCUGAAGCCCUUAAGGGACACCGGCCCCGCGGGCCCUCGGCAGUGAGCCUCGCUCUAACGGCGGUGGGAACGUAGUGCCUCGGUUCUCCUGGUGGUGGUGGUGACACAUGCUGUGGCUUCGGGACUUGGGUCACGCAGCAUCCGUUUCCAGGACACCCGCGAGCGACCACGUCUGUGGCCAUCACUAGUUGGGACUCCAGGACCGUCCUGCAGGGCCCGCGAGCAGGUCCGAGCGCCACCUAAGCCGUCACGGGAGGCCAGCGAGGAGCAGGGAGGGCUCCGGGCUGCGCCCCCUCUCCCGGCUGUGCUUUUCGGACUUGAAAGGGACCUUCAGGACGCGGCCCCUCGGGGCAUGGCUGGUAGAUCCGCGGGCUGAGCGCGGCUCUCGCUCCGUGCCAGUUCCCAGCUCACCCUGAAGAAGUGUCGUUUCGCAGGGUCCCUGUCCCCUGUGCUGAGGGAGGCAGCAAGGGUCCCCCGCCGCCUGGCCGCUCCGCAGGCCUGGUCUGCGGCCUCCUGGUGGAGCCGGGAUGCCCCAGGGCCGACCCCGAGCUGGUCUGACGCGCUGCCACCUCAGUCCCGCGGGAGGUCUGGGCUCCGGUGGGGCAGGACACCGGGUCCCAGGAGGAGCCCCUCAGGACACCCUGUUUCUCCUCAUGCCUGCUUCCUGCUGCUGGACAGGUGGCCAGCUCUGUGUCCGGCUCUGCCCAGUGUCCCAUCAGCGCCUUCAGCCCAGGCGCAACCAGCCGGUGUCUCU